GAAGAGACCCUGGUGAGAGCCUCAUCUACAGUAGAAGAGGGGAACCCCCUUUCCCUGAAGAAUGAGGACAUCUCCGAUGCCCUGGUUUGGAACACCCUGGGUGCAGAUGCUGCGUAGACGGAGGGAUUGGGAGUAGGAGAUGGAGUCCUUACAGGAAGCAGGGUGGGAAGAAGUGUAGUCCAGAUAGCUAUGGGAGUCAGUGGUUUAUAGUAGAUGCCAGUCAGUGGUCUAUCACCUGCGAUGGAGAUAGUGAGGUCUAGAAAUGGUAGGGAAAUGUUGGAAAUGGUCCAGGUGUAUUUGAGCACCGGAUGGAAGUUAGUGGUGGAUUGGGUGAAGUCAAUGAGUCGUGCCUAACAUCGUGGAGUGGCACGGCCUUUCUUGGAGACCGACCCAGCGCUUCAACCGUGGGCACGGCGCGGACUUACCAUCUUGGAGCUUGCGAUUCUUUUGCCGGGGAUCGACUGUGGAGAGCUCCAUACGCAGGUCCUAUGGACUUUAACAUCGUGGAGCCCGCGGUCUAUGGUUAGAGACCAAUUCGGGAGCCCCAAACCGCGGAGAGUUACAACCGUCCCGGCGAGGGGGUUUCGUUUACCCCAACGCGAGGGCUUUGGAUUGCCGGCUGUGGGAGCUUUGAUUCCCCUGAAUGUGGAUGGUUCGACAGCCCUGACUGCGAGGGAAUAAAGAGGGAGAAGAUUGGACUUUAUUGCCUUCCAUAACAGUGAGGAAUGUGGGGAGCCGCUGUGGUGGAUGUUUAUGUUAACUUUUAUUUUAAGUGGCUGUGUGUCUUGUUGCUUUUCACUUAGUGUUGCAGUAUGGUAACUCAAAUUUCACUGGACCGUUAUCGGUACAUGUGACAAUAAACUGACCUUGAAACCUUGACCUUGAAACCUUAAUGGGGCAACCAGAACCGCAUGCGAUACUUCAAAUGCGACUCUGGCAACGAAUGCAAGCAUACCAUACGCCUUCUUUACCGCCCCAAUCUACUUGUGCUGCCACGUUCUGUGAGCAAUGAAUUUGAACUGCAGGAUCCCUCUGCACAUCAUUGCGGUUAAGAGUCUUGCCAUUAACAGAAUACUCUUCCCUGACGUACAACCUCCCAAGAUGUAACACCUCGCAUUUGCUCAGAAUAAACGUUACCUGCCAUUUCUCCACCCAUUUCUGCAGCUGAUCGACAUCCCACAGUUUCUUUUGAUAGCCUUCCUCGCUGUCUGCAAUUUCCACCAGUUUUGGUGUUGUUGUCAGCAAAGUUACCCACCAACCCAUCUAUAUUUAUGUCCAAGUCAUUUAUAUCUAUCAGGAGAGUGUACAGAGGAGGCUUGCUGUUUGGAUUGGAGGGUUGGGUAAACUUGGAUCUUUUUCUCUGGAAGCUCAGAGGUUGUGUGGAGACUUGAUAGAAGUAUAUAAAAUUACAACAGGUAUAGCUUUAAGGUGCUAGGUGAGAAAUGUGAAGGUGUGCCAGACAAGCUUUUUGCACAGAGAAUGGUGGACGCCUGGAAUAUGUUGCGAGGAGUGGUGGUGAAUGCAGAUAUCAUAGUGGCUUUAAAGAGACUUUUAGAUGGGCCUCUGGAUAUGCAAGGAAUGUAGGGAUAGGGAUGUAUCUGAUGAGGCUUCUCGACCCGAAAUGUCACCUAUUCCUUUACUCCAGAGAUGCUGCCUGACCCACUGAGUUACUCCAGCAUUUUCUGUCUUCGAAGAGUUUAGUUGAACCUGUCAUCAUGUUUGGCCGGGUCAUUGUGGGCCGAAGGGCCAGUUCAUGUGGGUGAGUAUGUUGAUAAACAUAAACGGCAAGAAUUACUGCUGAGGGCAGGGCACUAUUAAAAACGCACGUCAACAAGUCGUGGGAUUUUCCACGAUUUCUCAGUGCAAGUGUGUGUUUAUACCUCAGUUAUUCGUUUGUGUGUGGCGACAUUGUGUUUUGCUGCCAUUAAUUUCACAAAACCUGCGCCAUUGCAAUUGACCAAAUAUUUGCCAAGAUAUUAGCGUUACGGCCACUGGAAUGAAUCCCGGAGGCUGUGCAGAGCCGGAGGCGACAUUGCGCCAAGCUGUUGGUUUCAAGCGGUUACGUGUGUUCAGUCACAUUAAAACAUUCUCCAGGAUAAGAAACGCAGGAAGCGAAGCCUACCACUCUCAAUCAACGUUUUAAAUGAUCCAAAUACAGACUGCACCACAUGUCCCAAAUUCGCCCGUCUUUUCAGUAAUGCCAGUGGGCGGGGUGAGGAGGCUAUUGAACGGAGUAUUAAAACUAAACUUUAUUAAAGAGAGGAUAUGCAUGUUUCUUUUCACUGAUGACUGUGUGUGAAACCUCUUCCCAUUGCACUAACCGACUGCCAAGGCACAAGUCGGGGCAGUACCUAAUUCAAGGUGAGAUGACACGACUGCAGAGAUAGUGUAAUUACGGCUUCUCAAUGUAAACGAGGAAGAAGUUCAAAUUGAUGCAUAUUUUUAGACAGACUAUAAAACCGCGCCGAGAGUGCGUGCCUGUGCACUUGUCUUCCGGUGUGCUGGGGCAUUGGAGGUCGCCGCCUUCCCCAAACCCCCCCCAUCAGCCGCACUGUUGUGGGCGAGAUAGCAAAGGUCGUUGAGUGAAAGUUCCUCCGUCCAUUGCAACCGGAAUCUCGGCGAAUGCGGAUCUGAUAAAAAACAGGAAGUUUGCUCGGAUCACCGAAGGCGAGUUUUACUCGUUUACCUGUCGCCUGGAACGGUUCCAGCAUCGCCCCACGCUCGUGUAUCUGCAGCUUUCUUCGAGCCGUGAUACGAGGUGGAUGGCUCUGCCUGCCGCAGCGCUCCCCAAUUGUCUUCAGAAGGUCAGGCUGCGACGGACUGUAACCAUUGCAAAUCUUUUGAACAGGGACUGCCCUUGGAUCGGUUGACAGCUCCUCUGACUACGAGACCAAACUCCAACAGGCACUGUUGAAAACCAAAACACGUCUAUGUACUACUACAAGGCACAUCAGCUGGAAGAGUUGCAUUGAAUGAUGGGUGGAUUUCACCAUUUCAUUUACUGAGAUUUCGUAUUGAUUAGCACAAUGGCAAAUUGAUGGAAAAGGAUGCUUUUGACGUGAAGCUAGAAGAACAAAGAUGAUUUUUGUACAUAUUGUACAGGAUUGUAACAAAGUGACUGAGAACGGAAGUUUGAAGACCAACACAUCAGGCUAAGAAAUAACAUUUGGAAAAGCUGACUUUCUCCUUUAAAUAUUUCAAGAAUCUAACUGCUGGCUUCUGGCACAAUGACAAUAUUUUACUGAACAUACAGAUGAUUUGUAAUAAAAUCCUCUUAAAUCUUUAUGGUUAAAUAGCCUUAUAAACACAGCAAUGGGAGUAAACUAAGUUGUGUAUUUCUUUUGGUCAAUAGUCUCGAUUUAUAAAUGCAGAAAAUAAAAAGCCUGACACCUCAUGGACUUGAAACUGCUGGUACUGCAAUUAUAAAACUGUGCAAUUUAGAUGUUGUGGAUUCAGCUGAAGAGGAAAAGGGAACAAAGGGCUGCAACAAUAGUUUGGAACUGCUACCAGGAACUGCAAGAUACACAGAUCCGCUCAGUGACGGAAUGCUAAACGACAGCACACGACUGAACAGCACCAAAGCAGAGGAGGAGAGCGAAUAUGAAGUUGGUAGCAGCAGACUUGUCGGGCAUGAGGAAAACAGCAUCGGCCCAGCCACUGCAGUAAAUAUGGAGAAAGAAUCCCCUUUUGUAUCUCUUAACUCUUCGGGUUACUGGUCCGAUAUGCAAAGCCAGUCUCUUGAAACAGACAGAGAAUCUACUCAUGGAGAUAAAAUGGCUGUAGGUAAAUGGGAGCAUCAGCCUGAAUCACGGUCACUGAACCAGGACACAGAUUGUGAAGAUCAUUUGCUAGGAUCCUCUGUGAAACAACAAUUUCCUAAAGAUGUGACAUUAUCAUACUGUGUUAUCAGUCAAAAAUCAGGACUUGUCGAUCAUGAGCUUCAAGGGGCUACAAGAAGGAGGCUGUGCAUUCUGGAAAGCGAAACCAAAGAUGUUGGCGCGCUUUUCAAUGAAUUAUCAUCGCGACUGAUUUCAAUUCACGCAGAGAAGGACCUCUUUGUUCUCACCUUUAAGACUGUUGAGGAAAUUUGGAAAUUUACAACUUACCUUUCCCUAGGAUUUGUCGGUCGCUGUUUGGAAAACUUGUUGUUAGACCAACAUUUCUGGUUGAAUGUCUCUCUUGUGGAAGAUGUGAAGAUUCAGGUUAAAGUAAAUGAAGUACAUUUGUCACUGAUGUAUUUGGAUCUUCUGUUACAGGAAGGUCACUUUUUCACCAGAGCCUUAUCCAACAUUCCAAAGAGUGAGGAGCAAGAUAUGAACAUCUGCAAGGACGAUCUCAUCAUGGUUAAAGAUGUUGGGAAUGACUCCAAGUGGGAAGCAACCACACUUUUAACAAAUGAAAAGGGUUUCAUUCCCGUUUCUGCUCCACAGGCCCUUCUCUACCCAUUUUACCAGUGGUUCUUGAAGACGAGAGGAGGGAACUUUGGUGACCAUGAGGAAUAUAAACAACACCACUUUCCCCAUUCAAUUGGUACUGGUACCUGUGUCGCAACCGUAGAUUACAAAGAGGGUGAGGUGGAUGAAUUGUGCUUCAGUGAAGGAGAAACGAUUCAGAUAAUUGGCUUUCUUCUUUCUAACCUGCGGUGGUUUUUGGGGAAGUCUUUAUCCACUGGAUUAACUGGGUUUGUACCAGUAGAGCAUGUGCAGCCAGACCAGUUCAAAACACUGGAAAGCCAUCUUCUAUUCUUAAGUGAUGAAGAAAAGUCUUCUUUGAACAUGUUCAGAAAACCUGAUGAAGAGCAUUGCAUCAAUCUCCUGAACAAACUCUCCCAAACUGAUGUGGACACUGUUUAUCGCUUAGGGGAAUUACUUCCUUUCACAUAUGAUCAGCACCUCCUGUCUAACCAAGAUGGACUUACUCCUGCCAACAACAUUCCUGAUGUGAACCCUUCAAAAUACAAGGAAAUAGAACAAAUCGUUCCAGAAAAGGAUCAGCCCAAUCAUCCAAUAUUUUAUAUAUGCCUUAGUAUUGAAGAGAUGAAUGAUCCCGAAGUCUUUGACCCAUUAUUAUUAUUUCUAAACCAAAAGGAAUACAUUCCACAUUUCAGACAUUUCUAUGACUUGAACUUUUCUUUCUUAGGCUCCAUCUUGUAUGGAAUAACUGAAGAGAAAGAAGUUUUGCAGUACUUGGAAAUGGCAAGGGAGAUGGCCAAAAUGCAUGACAAACAUUGGGCAUACUGCCGAAUCUGUUUCCUGUUGGGAAGACUCUGUGCUAAAAGACUCAGAUUCUCACAGGCCAGAAUAUACUUUGAAGAAGCAAUGACUCUGGUACAAGGGACAUUUUCCGACCUCUAUCUGUUGACUGCUUUAUAUGUGAACUUGGCAUCUGUAUACUUGAAGCUAAAAAUGAAAGUGAAAUCUCACACCCUUGUGGAAAAGGCUGCAACUCUCCUUCUGUGCAUCCCGUCCCAUGCCUUCAGUUCAGAGAAUGAGCUGGACAUACUUAACAUUCUCCUCAAAAAAGCAAUGAUUGUCAAUGAUUAUCACCUGGAGGCACGUAGUUGUUUUCUAAUCGCAAAACUAUUUUUAGAAAGUGGGAAGUCUGAAGAGACACUGUUGUUUGCUGAACAUUUGCAGUUUCUUUCAAAUAGUUUCAGUUCACAAAGCAACAUAGUCCCAAUAGAUGUGCACUUGAUUCUAAGUUACAUAUACAACAAAAAGUGCUUACCACAGCUUGCACUGGCAGCUCUAAGAUUUUCUCAACCUGGCUCAAGUAGCACGUUGUUUGGUUCUUUGCAGAAGGCGGACUUUGUUAUUGAAACAAUUGCAAAGUUUAACUCACAAGAAAUGUGUAUGGGUGAAAUCCCUUCACAGGCUGCAUUUUACCUUCACGAGGCUCUAGAUCUCUCAUUUAGAAUUGGCAACAUUGACAUCCUGUGGGAUUUGAACUUUGCGUUGGCUAAUUUAUAUCAGCAACAUAAGCUGUAUGAAAGGGCAAUUAAUUACAUGAAAAAGUGUGCAGAAGUAGCAAGCUGCACCAGUGAUGGAGGAGCUUACAAAGCCUAUCUUUCUCUUGCAUGGUUAUAUGUUCUAAAUAAUCAGCCUAUCUUAGCAACAGAAAUAUUGAAUUCGCUUUUGGAAUCGUCGCUUGAAACACACAACCCUAUACAACAGGGAAUUGUUCACAACAUGCUGGCGCUCUCUCUAAGAAAGCACACCAGGCUAAAAGAAGCAAUGGAAAACUGCUAUUGUGCAAUAGUAACUGCAGAAGAAAGUGGCAUAAAAUGUAACCAAGCCAUUGCUCAUGCUAACUUUGGGUCUCUGACUCUGUGUUGUAAAAUUCUUGCACUGCCUGGACGCUACCUCAGAAAAUCGUUAAAUCUGUAUUUACAAAUGCAAGACUGCUGCUUGGAAGUAGGUUAUGUGCAAGUUCUCCUGAGUUUGGGGCAAUACUACAUAGACAGAGGCAUGAGAAACGAUGGGAGACUGCAUUAUGAACUAGCACUUCUUACUGCCAUGAAAACCAACAAUGUUCAUUACCAAAUCCAGGCCAUGGAACAACUCUGCAGAUUCUGUGGAAAGGUUUUACAUGAUAAAAUGCAAUGCAUUACAUAUUAUGAGCACUGGUUGGUACUCACUCAGAGGUUAAAGGACAAAGAACAGGAAAUGAAAAUGUUGACCAUUCUAAGUCAUCUUUGCUUUUCAUGUAACACACAAAGUUCCUACAGGUUAUCUCUCAGCUACACCAAACAGAACCUGAAGAACUUUAUUGAUCUGGGAAUGCACAGCAAGGAGGCAGAAGCCUGGUUGAUGGCCGGCAAAACGUAUUACAUGAUGGAAAAAGAUGAACUAGUCGAACUAUACUUACAGGCUGCUGUGCAGACAGCUGAGAGAAUGGAGAACAUGCACUUUACCAUGACAAUAAAUGAAGCGGCUGGUGAUGUGUUUUACAAUGGACCCAGAGAACGAGAGAAAGCAGAAUCAUUUUAUCGGGAUGGGGCUGUACCUCUGGCAAGGGUGAAGAAAGACCUUGAUGUAGAGCUCAGACUCUUUAACAAACUGACUGAACUUAACAUUUCUUUAAACCAUCUUGAUCAAGCUCUAGAUUAUGCAAAGACAGCUGUAAGACUCAGUAUAAACACUGGAGACCAACUAAAGGAACGUGUUGCUUUUUAUCGACUAGCCACGGUGUACUAUUUGUUUCAGCAGUAUGAGAUGGCUGAAAACUACUACCUGAAGGCUCUGUCCCUGAGUUCGCACAUAUUGCUGUUUGCAAAGGAAGCAAAGUACUAUGUGAAAAUUUAUUUCAGACUGGGUGAUAUUACACUUCACAAAUUCAAGGACCCUUACGAUGCUGCUGGCUAUUUCCAAAUGGCAUUUGCUGCAGCUAUUGAACUAGGAAGCAAGGAAGAUUUGUUUAAUAUUUGUACUAAACUUGCCAACAUUUACAAGAACUACAUUGUGAAUGAAGAUCUAUGUUCUCAAUUUGUCGAGAAAGCAAAGCUACUAAGCACUAAGCUACACAAAAACAAGCAGAACACAUGACCAAACUAAUGUGAAGUUACUCAAAAUGUAAAGUGAACUCCUAUACCAUAUCACUACCACAAAAAAAUGCAAAGCAAAUUUCUAAUGUUGCUUGUUCAAGUACAUCUAUCUUUUAUGUUCAAGAACUAAGGUGUAACUGAAAACCUGUACCAAGGGGCAACUACAAAGUUGAAAUGAACAAUUUGGUAACCGGAGAUGCUAAUUGGAUUCUAUGAGCUGGACCAUAGACUUUAAAAGUAGUGAAGAAUUUAGUUUAGAGUUUCUUGUGGAUAUGUCAAAAUGAUCCACAUUUUGUUCUAUUAUAGUUACCAUAUUGUAUAAGAUAGAAACAUCUGGGAACAGCAAAACGUGCAUCGUCAAAGUUCAUGGUGAUGAUAAAAUUGAAAUUAAAGUGUUUUUCCAAUAUUUAAGCUGUUAAGGGGCUGUCCCAUUUGGGCGACCUAAUGGCGAGUUUAGGAGAGUUUUGAAAAAAAGGCAUGUUGAAGACCUCCUUCGACUAUGUAGAAGACCUCCGUUGACUAUGUUGAAGACUAGCUUCGGUUAGCUAUGACUAACUUCGGGAAAAUUGGACACCGAAUAGUGGAGAGUGAAGGCGACCUUCUUCCAUCUCCCUUUGACUAUGAUGAAGACUAUCUAUGACUACAUUCGACUUCCCUCGACUACUACGACUAAACCUACGAGUAAAAAAAAACAAACAUUUUUUUUCCCAUGGCGACCUUUUUUUACUCGCAGACAUUUUUCAGCAUGUUGAAAAAUACACCGCGACCUAGCUGAGGCCUCGAGUAUGCGGGGACUACUCUCGAGCAUGAAGUAGAGUUACGAAGACCUCCUAUGACCUCGUGUCGACCAUGCUGUGAGUACGAGUCGAGGGCAAACUCACCAGAACUUGCGGAUUAGGUCGCCCAAAUGGGACAGCCCCUUUAGACAACUGAAAUAGAUCAGUACAAUAUAUUGCAUUAGAAGCUGGACCAUUUCCAGUUAUUGUCUAGAACCUGAUAUCCUUAGUCAUCCUAAGUUUUAUAUUUAAAUUAUUCUGAAGACUAUGGAUUCUCAUGAUUACAAAUAUCUGUUCAUGAAUAUAUAUAUAUAUGAAUAUAAAAGUUUGUUUAGCUCUAGUUAGCUCUGAACUAGAGCUAACUGAAUUAGCUCUAGUGAACCAUUAGCGAACAUUAGUAGUAUCUCAGAAUGUUUUAUAAUGCAUGUGAAAUUUAGCAGCUUCCUUGUAUAAAAAUAUGAUGAGCUUUGUGUACAUUAUGUUAAAUCACAAACUUUAAAUAUUUGCCAUUUCUAAAAUAUAAU
This is a messenger RNA of Leucoraja erinaceus (little skate), 8843 nucleotides long. Its product is annotated as SH3 domain and tetratricopeptide repeat-containing protein 2-like. Gene Ontology annotation, cellular component: recycling endosome. Gene Ontology annotation, molecular function: protein binding. Gene Ontology annotation, biological process: regulation of intracellular protein transport; regulation of ERBB signaling pathway. The record is from RefSeq and is a predicted model, not a curated record. The coding region runs from base 3366 to 7544 and encodes 1392 amino acids. NCBI's taxonomy places the organism in Eukaryota, Metazoa, Chordata, Chondrichthyes, Rajiformes, Rajidae. The transcript is spliced from 20 exons.